AAACGCACGAUGAUGACGCUUGCAAAGCGCGACACGCAGACUGGAGGAGAGCUCAACGUGCUUGUAGCACUGUAAGGAUUUCCACCUGCAAAAAUGGUGAAGUCUGGAAAACUAAAAUCUGGAGCAGCCCAGAAAAUAAGGCGGUGGAAGAAAGGGCACAGUAGUGAUAGCAAUCCGGAGACAUGUCGCUAUCGAAAAGCCGCGAGGAGCCGAUAUUUCAGCCGUCCCUCAGAAAAAAGUGAUCUGACAGUAGAUGCCUUGAAACUCCACAAUGAGCUUCAGUCAGGAUCUUUGCAGAGAAGCGGUGAUGUGGCAGGAGAUGCCAUGGAAGAUCAAGCCCUCACAGAGAAAACCUCUGGGACUUUUCUCAGUGGACUGUCAGACUGCUCCAACCUCACUUUUAGAAAAGUGCAGCGCUACUGGGAGUCAAACUCUGCAGCACAUAAAGAGAUCUGUGCUGUAUUGGCAGCCGUAACUGAAGUGCUUCGCUCUCAAGGAGGAAAGGAGACCGAGACGGAGUACUUUGCAGCCUUGAUGACGACACUUGAGGCUGUAGAUAGCAGCGAGUCACUGGCAGCUGUUGCAUACCUCCUUAACUUGGUCAUGAAAAGGAUGCCAGCUGCAGUGCUUAAGAAAAAGUUCUCGGACACAGCCAAAGCCUUCAUGGAUGUGAUGUCAAACCAUGCCAAUUCUGACUCUUUGUCCUGCCUUCGAUGGGUCUUAUCCUGUCUGGCGACUUUGCUGCGUAAACAGGAUCUGUCAGUGUGGAGUUACCCAUCAACUCUACAGGUGUACCAUGGCCUGCUGGUCUUCACAGUACACUCUAAACCGAAGGUGCGAAAGGCAGCACAGCAGGGUGUUUGCUCCAUCCUUCGCUACAGCGACUUCAUGUUCUCAGAUAAUGCCCCGAGUCACCACCCAGCAGCCGUCACCACAGCCAAAUUCUGCUGCAAAGAAUUGGAGCAGUCAGGAGGCAGCAAAGAAGACACAACCACUCUCCAUGUGCUGGGUCUUCUGAAGGACCUGCUGUCUGCAUUCCCCCUGAACUCAGUCAAGUCUUGCUGUGAGACCCUUCUCCGUGUCAUGACCCUGAGCCAUGUGCUGGUGACCGCAAAUGCGAUGCAGGCUUUCCACAAGCUCUUCAUUAGCAAACCCAGUCCUUCCAGUAUGUCUGCAGAGCUCAAUGCCCAGAUCAUCACAGCUUUAUAUGACUAUGUUCCUAGUGAGAAUGAUCUGCAGCCUUUACUAGCAUGGCUUGCUGUAAUGGAAAAGGCCCAUGUUCAUCUCUCCAGUUUACAGAGCUCUCUGAGUCUCGGUCAUCUUCCUCGCCUCUUCUCGGUCGCCAUGUCGUGUCUUUUAUCCCCGCACACGCAAGUGGUCUCUGCUGCAACCCAGACUCUUAAGACUCUGAUAAAUGAGUGUGUAGCUGCCCGUAAUGCUGAGAUUGAACCCGUUCUAACAAACACAUCAACUGGAAAUGGGGCUUACAUCCUGAAGAUGUUUCAUAUUGUGGAGGAAGGGUUGUCCUAUCGUUUUCAUGCCUCUUGGCCGUUUGUGCUGCAGAUCCUGGGCUGCUUCUACCGAGCUGCAGGAAAACAGGCUCAUCCUUUCAUGAUUAAGAGUUUGCAGUCUCUCAGUGACCUGCGGGCCACCCCUCAGUUCCCCUUUUCUGGGGAGCUGGAUCUGGCUGUGGGCAGUGCGGUGGAGAGCAUGGGUCCAGAGGUGGUCCUGAACGCUGUGCCCCUCCUCAUCACUGGGACAGAUGAUGACCUUGAGUUCCCGCGCAGCUGGCUGAUCCCGGUCAUAAGAGAUCACGUGAAGAACACUCAGCUGGCUUACUUCACAUCACACUUUUUCCCUUUGGCAAACAAACUUAAACAGACAGCUGAUGAACUGGAGCAGUCAGGACAGAAGCUGAUGGCAAAAGUGUAUCAGACUCUACAGAUGCAGAUAUGGACUAUGUUACCUGGAUUCUGCACUAAACCCACCGAUCUGUUGGCAUCAUUCAAGAACAUUGCUCGGCCUCUGGGUAUGGCCCUCAAUGAUCGCCCUGACCUCCGCCUGUGCAUCUGUCAGGCCUUGCGGACUCUCAUCAACAAGAGCUGUGAGACAGAGGAAGAGAAGUCUGAAUUAAGUCGCUUCUCCAAGAACUUCCUUCCCAUCCUGUUUAAUGUCUAUAGUCAGCAGCCUAAACCAGGAGAGAUGGCAUCUGCUAGGAUGGCUGUCCUGGAGACAAUCAGAGUUUACCUCACCAUCACAGACCAGAAGAUGGCGUGCACGUUCCUGCACAAAGCCUUGGAGAGACUCAACAAUGCAGACAACUCUGAGUUCACAAGGCUUGCAGUUAUCGACCUGAUUGUUGCAAUGGCUCCGUUUGUGGAUGAACCAUCUAUGACCCAGACAUUUGAAUUUAUUAAACCUUUUGUGGAGAGCAAGGAUGCUGGCAUCCAGAAAAAAGCCUAUAGAGUGCUUGAGGAGAUGUGUGGUGGAGAGAGAGCAUCUUGUAAGGCUUUUGUUCUGGCGAAUCUUGAGCAGCUGAAGGGAAUGCUGCUAGAUAGUCUGACGUCUGCGGCGUCACCCGCCAAACGGCCUAGACUCAAGUGUCUGAUUCACAUAGUGAAGCAGAUCAAUGAAGAACACCAUGAUUUCAUUACUGCUCUGCUUCCCGAGGUCAUUCUUUGCACAAAGGAAAUGUCUAUCGGUGCCCGCAAAAAUGCCUACUCUCUUUUGGUUGAGAUUGGAAAUGCAUUUUUGCGGUUUUGUGGGAACACAAAAGAUGCCAUAAAUGAGUUUUUAGGCCAUGUGUACAUUGGACUUACUGGCUCUGUAACGAUGAUCACCUGCACAGUUCUUGCCUUAACCAGGCUAGUGUUCCAUUACAAAGAUUCCAUAGAUGUGUCCUCAUUGGAGCAGCUGCUACACAAUGUCUGUCUUCUGCUUGGCUGCAGGACACGAGACAUUGUCAAGGCCUCUCUUGGCUUCCUAAAAGUUCUCCUGUUUUCUCUAGAUGUCAAGGUUUUAGCCAGCCAUGUUAAUGUUAUUAUGGAAGGUAUCAGCAAUAUGAAUGAUAUGCGAAGACACUUUAGGGUGAAACUCAAGAGUAUUUAUACCAAAAUGAUUAGGAAAUUUGGAUUUGAGCUGGUCAAAAGCAUGUUGCCGGCCGAUCAACACAAGGUCCUAGUGAAUAUCCGUAAAACGGAGGCCAGAAAUAAGAGACGCAAACUCGUGGUCAAGACCGAAGAGGACGACUCAGACACUGAGGACGAGACACCUAAAGUGAAAGGAGAGAGUAUUGAGGACAUUCUGGCUGAGACUGAUUCUGCUGACUCGGAUGAAGACGAGAAGCCCAAGAAGGGGCUAAAGAAGCCAAUGAAAAAGGGCCAGGCCUGGUUAAAGGAAGGUGUAUCUGACGAACCACUCAACUUCCUUGAUCCAAAAGCAGCGCAGAGAGUUCUGGCCACCAACCCCAACCUAAAGAAGGCUACCAGAGCUGAGCAUGGAUUCAAGGUGACAUCCGAUGGUCGAUUGAUCAUCAAAGAAGAGGAUGAUGAUGAUGACAAAACUAAAGACGCUGAAAUGGAUGAUGUACUCGAAGAGGCGGGAGUCAAAACUAGAAAGAAUCCAAAGUGGAAAAUGCAUGACGAUUCAGAUGAUGACAUGAAUGUGAAACCUACGAUGAAAUAUAAAGCUGGUGGCAUUGGAAUCCACAGGCCUCUGGGUGCACGGCCAGAGUUUGGGAAAGAGUAUAAAUCUAAGAAGGGAAAAGGGGAUGUUAAGAAGGAAGGCAAGUGUGACCCGUAUGCUUACGUUCCUCUGAAGAAGUCCCAGCUCAAUCGCAGGAAAAAGGCCAAACUCCAAGGCCAGUUCAAAGGCAUGGUCAGAGGGGCCAAGAAAGGAGCGCUCUCUGGAACGAGAAUACUGAAGAAGAGGAAAGCCUGAGAUGUGUCCUUGUUGUGGUCUUCUUAGAUCUGCCCUCAUCUGUGCAAUGCUUUGUGAACUUCCUGUGGAAGAGUCUCUUUAAACGAUGAUUUCAAGAGGUCCUAGUUGAUGUUUUCUAUAGUUGGAAUAUAAGAAAAUAGCAGUAUAAUAAUAGCGUUUGCCUAAUGUAUUUAUAUACUUGCUGUGUUGGACAGAAAAUAAAAUGUUCAGAAAAUAGUAUGAAGUGAAACUUUGUCUUUACAGAAAUAGUAGUUUGUAUUUCCUUCAUUCAUUUUAUGCUUUAUACUUUUUUCCCCCUUUUUUAACGUUUGAGACAUUCUAAUCAAUACACGUGAAGAAAAUUACAUGAUCAAUGAUUAUCAGUCAUGCAGUUUUUUUUUUAGGUUAAAUAAUCCCAUAUUCCCUUGUGCUUUUUGCCUGUGCAUUAUACACCUUCCCAAGAAAACAAUGGAAACAUGACAUUAGUUAAACAAUAGUGUUUUCUUAAAUUUUAGAUCUCAUUCAAGGUACGCUUUAAUAAAGUAAUCCCCAAGUGCCCUUCAAAGUCUUAAAUCUCAUAAAUGUUACAGGAGCGAUUGAUAUUGUGUACCACAGUUUUUCCACAGAGGAUAUUGGUGGUGUUAACAUAGAUCCCAGCUGUGGGUGAGAGUGAAUGAGGUCUGCUGGAGGUCAGACGUGUCCUCUUACUCCAAUAAGCUCGACUGGAUUUUCCCUGAUGGUCCCAGUGAGUGUAGAGUGAUACAGGCUCAUAUGUUUAUGGUGGCGUCUGCUGGCUUUAGCCAUUACAGCUGGCUUUGGGAACCAUCUUUCAUUGACGAUGCAUGACAAAGCCUAUUGAGUUAUUUUAUGCAUUGUGAAUGUACACCAACAUAAACCAAAACUAUGGAUUCCUAGUUCCACCCAAUAAAAAAAUAAAAUAAAAUAAUAA
Messenger RNA from Megalobrama amblycephala (Wuchang bream), 4867 nucleotides. It is a transcript of the gene rrp12, whose product is annotated as ribosomal RNA processing 12 homolog. NCBI's taxonomy places the organism in Eukaryota, Metazoa, Chordata, Actinopteri, Cypriniformes, Xenocyprididae. The record is from RefSeq and is a predicted model, not a curated record. The transcript is spliced from 34 exons. The coding region runs from base 94 to 3939 and encodes 1281 amino acids.